AUGAUCGUCUGGUGCUUCGGCCAACACCACCAGAUAUUGGCAUUCAGAGUGCAACAUGUCGACCGAAAUGUGCUAAAUCAAUAUGGCGUCCAUCGAUAUUUCUUCCUUGAAUCUUUUUUCUUCUUUUUGUUCUUCUUCUCUUCCUCUUUCUUUUUAGUUCCUACACUUUUUUUUUGGCUUCUUCCUUUCAUUUCUGCCUUACACCUUCCAUCUUUUACUGUUUCUCUCAUUCUUUCUUUUCCAUAUUCCUUCUUUCCUUACACAUAUUUUCUUUUUCCCCACCUUUUCUUCUUUCCCUUCUUCUUUUCGUCUUCUUGGCCCUCAUUCACCUUUUACUGUUACCCUGGAUCCUUUUAUUCAUUCUGCUGUUAUCGGUAUCGCUUUCCUUUUCUUCUUUUUUUUCUUUUCUCCGCUCUUUCUUUUGUUUGUUUCAUUUUUUUUGCCACUUCUUUCCUUCCUUUUUUCCUUCCUUCCUUUGCGCUUUUUCCAUCAUUCACUCUUUCUUUCUUUCUUUCUUUAUUUAUUUAUUUCUUUAUUUAUUUAUUUCCUCUGGUUUUUAUUCUUCCCUUCUUUCUUUCCAUUCUGGCUUUUUUAUUUACCCCCACUUUCCUUCAUAUUUGCUCCCUUUUUUCCUUCCUUUCUUCCUUGAUACAUUCACUCAUUUAUUCUUUUCGGUCGUUCUUCUUUCAUUUCUCAGCUUUUACCUUUUCAUCCUCUCUUUCUCUCAAUAUUUACUUCUUCCUUCCUUUAUUUAUUCGUUGCUUCAUUUUUUCUUUUUCCUUCCUUUACAAUUUCCUUCAUUUUUCUUCUCUUCAUUCAUUGUUCCUAUCGUCUGCUCCUUUCACCAUCCUCUUCCGCUUUUCUUCUUCCCCCCUCAUUUACUCGAUUUUUACUUCCUUUCUUUUUUUUUUAUUCUUUUCUUCCUUCCUCCUACCCACUUUUAGCUUAACAAAUUUCUUCACCAUUUUCUUUCAUUCUCUUUACUUGUUUCUUUAUACGUUCUUUCCUUCUUUUUUUCCGUUCUUUUUUUUUUUCCUUUUCCUCAUUACUUACUCUUCCUUCUUGUUUUUCCCUGUAUUUUCUUUCUUUCUCCCCGAUUCUCAUCUAUCUCUUUCCUUCAGUAUAUCCUUCUAUCUAAUCACUUCCUAUAUCUGUUCUGUAAUCCCCGCCAAGCGUUAG
This is a messenger RNA of Acanthosepion pharaonis, 1179 nucleotides long. Lineage: Eukaryota; Metazoa; Mollusca; Cephalopoda; Sepiida; Sepiidae. The record is from the annotation of a GenBank genome assembly.